Messenger RNA from Carya illinoinensis, 4573 nucleotides. RefSeq names its product putative disease resistance protein RGA4. Lineage: Eukaryota; Viridiplantae; Streptophyta; Magnoliopsida; Fagales; Juglandaceae. Bases 349 to 3870 code for a protein of 1173 amino acids. The record is from RefSeq and is a predicted model, not a curated record. Gene Ontology annotation, molecular function: ADP binding. The transcript is spliced from 4 exons. Gene Ontology annotation, biological process: defense response to other organism.
CAUCAAGUAAUUAGGUGGAAAUUACUUUAUAAACCUAAAGCAGAGACCUACCAAACAAUAUGGUCCUGACUCGGUCCUACAUGGUAAUUGGUCGUGCAAUGCAUUAUCUGUAGCCAUGCGAAAUUAACAACUCCUGACCAUUUACAACAAAGUAUAGCCUGAAGUCUGGAGAGAAACUUCUCUGCAGAAGACAUCUAUAACAGUCCUUCCUCUUUAACCAGAAAAUCUAUCGGGUCUAUCUUGAAUUGUAUUAUUCAUUUUUGUUUUCUUUCCUUCUUAAACCAUUUUUAUCCGAUCCUCUAUAAUUUGGUUCCCUGAUUUUCUAGCUUUGAGCAAAUUAAAAGCAGCAUGGCUGAAGCGGUAAUUUCAAUCUUUGUCGGUCCUAUUGUCACGUCCUGUCUAGAGAAGUUGUCUUCUUUUCUCACGGAGAAGUAUUUCGAACUCUAUGGUGUCGAACAAGAGAUAGAAAAUCUGGAAAGGUUACUAAGAAAAAUUCAAGCCUCGGUUAAAGAUGUGGAAGAAAAUCCACGGGGUUCUUUGAUUUCUAACUCGAUGAGGGUUUGGCUUGAAGAUGUACGCGAAGCGGCUUAUGAUGCACAAAAUUUGUUGAACUCUUGGACGACAGAAUAUAACCUGCAGCUGGUGGAGAAGCAGGUAAAUAAACUCCGUCCUUCUUUUUUUAUUGCACAUAAGUUAUAUAACUUACGUGUAUCGGGUGAGCUAAAAGAAAUUGUGGCAAAGCUAGAUAAGAUUUACAAAGAGAAAAACGAGUGCCAUCCUGCUGGAGGGGUGGAUGUCCGGCGGGAAACUGGUUCUCUUCUAAACAAUUUAGUUGUUGGUAGGGAGAAAGAAAAAGAGGACAUGGUAAAAUUGUUGGUACCUGAUACUGGAGAAACCAGUGCAGGGGAAAACAUGGCUGUCAUUCCCAUUGUAGGAAUGGGUGGUGUGGGUAAAACUACUCUUGCUCGACUUGUCUUCGCAGACGACAGGAUAUCUAGAUAUUUCAAAAUUAAGAUUUGGGUUUAUGUCGGGGAUAAUUUUGACUUAAACCAAAUUUUGAAAGCGAUUGUACUAUCCCAGAGUAACGAUCAAGAGGUCGAUUUUGUCAACUUGGAGCUACUACAAACCCGAGUUGUAAAUAUCUUGGCUCGUAAGAAAUUUUUACUAGUUCUAGAUGAUAUCUGGAUUGAUGUUUAUCCAGAAUGGCAGAAACUGGAAAACGUCUUAAUUCGAGGGGGCAGGGGAAGUAGGGUUCUGGUAACUAGCCGACUCUCAACUGUUUCCAGGGUCAUGGGUGCAAAAGCCCCCUAUGAUCUACCAUGUUUCGAUGAUGAUGAAUCUUGGUCAUUGUUUGAAAAGGUUGUAUUUCAAGAAGGUAGUUCGACGGCCGAUGCACGUGAAGAAUUAGAAGCAUAUGGUAAAGAGAUUGUAAGAAAGUGCAAAGGUUUACCUUUGGCAGUCCAACAUAUAGGAGGUCUUCUACGUGGAAAUGUUGAUGUUCAAGAAUGGAGCAGGAUCGUGAAGGAACUAGACGAAGAAUCAAACUCCAAAUCUAAAAGCGACAUUAUUCUGUCUGUUCUUAGAUUGUCUUUUGAUCGUCUAUCUUCCAAUCUGAAGCGGUGCUUCGAAUACUGUUCCCUAUUUCCCAAGGCUUACGUAUUUGAUAAGAAUGACCUGAUCAAAUUAUGGAUGGCGGAAGGCUUCAUUGAGAGUAAUGACAUCGACAGAACAGAGGAAAUAGGAAGCAGAGACUUUGAUGAUUUGCUAAACAGGUUCUUCUUUGAAUGCUCAAGUGAAGAUAAGACAAAAUUUAGGAUGCAUGAUCUUAUUCAGGACUUGGCAAUAGAAGUCUCCAAACCCCUAUGUUUCCAAGUGAAGGAUAAGAAACUAACAAGUCGUGUGCCUAAACAUGUCUCUGUUUUUUGUAAAGACGCCGAGCAACCUGCUUUGGAGAUAAUUGAAAGAUGGAAGAAUCUACGUACGCUUCUAUUUCCAGUUGAACACCUGAAUGUUGAAAAAAGCCUAGAGCGAAGCUCAGUUUGCUCAAGGUGUUCGCUCGGAUGUAAAUUGUUUUGUGUGAUUUUCGGACAGGUUAGAGGCUCAACACUGAAAACUUUCGACCAGGUCCCUAGCAAAAUAUCGAGUUCACUGAGAUAUUUGCGAGUUCUUGACCUCAGUUCAAGUACAAUUGUGGCAUUGCCAAAAUCAAUUGACAAUUUGAAGGAGUUGCGCUACCUUGACCUUUCAAAAACUGAUAUUAGAGAGCUUCCAGAUUCGAUAUGCAAACUCAUCAAUUUGCAGACACUGAAACUCUUAGGUUGCCCUUGGCUUUACCAAUUGCCCAACAAGCUUGGAGCUCUAGUUAACCUGAGGCAUCUGGAGCUGGACAAAAUGUUCUGGAACAAGAUCUCCAUAUUUCCACCAAAAAUGGGGCAAUUGACCAGUUUGCACAAUUUGCACUCCUUUGAGGUUGGCCGCAAUCCUGGACAUGGAAUCGAGGAAUUGAAGAACAUGGUGUAUCUUACAGGAACACUGCGCAUCACAAAGCUUGAGAAUGCAGUGAAUCCAAGAGAGGCUAACUUGAAAGAAAAAAAAAUGGUUCAGAAGGUGGAAUAUAUGUGGAGCAAGGGAUCAAAUGUAGAUGAAACAGGGGACAGAGACGCACUUCUUGAAGACCUGCAACCUCACUUAAAUGUCAAAGAGCUUGUAAUUUGUCACUAUAGGGGCAAUGAAUUUCCAACUUGGAUGAGAAAUGGGCUACUUAGGAAGUUGGUUUCUAUUUCCUUAAGUCAUUGCACAAGAACGAAAAUCCUUUCUCUCGACAAGCUACCCAAACUUAAAGAACUCCACCUUAAGAAUAUGCAGGAGUUGGAAGAUUGGUCCGAGGAGCGUUAUCCAUCCCUCCAAAGGCUUAAAAUCAUUAGCUGUCCCAAGCUUAGAAAGUUGCCUUGUUUGUUCCGUAAGCUAGACGUUCUAGAGAUAAAAAAAUGUGAAUCAUUGGAUGCUAUUCCAUUAGCCCAGCUGGAAGAUAUUACACUUGUGGACAAUCUUGUUCUACAUCAAUUGCCCGAAGAAGAUAUACCAAUCAGAAUUCAAUAUGAAGGUGGCGAAGAAGUAAGUGACACACUGGCCUCUUCAACCUUUUGCCGUUACGUUAAAAUUGUCAAUUGUCCUGAGUUGUGUAAGCUGCCAACGGAACUCUAUCCACAGAGAUUGGAGAUAAGUGGGUGCAAGUCAUUGACUGACCUCUCAGAUGAACAGCACGCAGUACGGCUUGAGCAUAUAGCAUUGGAUGACGAAACAUUGUUGGGAAUGAUACCUAGCACCAGCAGUUUAAUCUCCUUGGUCAUUUCAAACAUCUCAAACAUGAGCUCUCUUCCCAAAUUACCCAGUCUUCCAGGCCUCAAGGCACUCUACAUCCGUGACUGCGAGGAUCUGGAAUGUCUAUUCAAUCAAGAAAACACUUUGUCCCAUAGUUUCACCUCUCUCAAACUGCUGUCCAUUCGGAAUUGUCCCAAGCUUGAAGCGUUGCCUGCUGAAGGGCUCCCCGAUACUCUUGGACUUUUGAGUAUCGCCUCGUGUGCAAGGCUCAAGUCAUUUGGCCCAAAGGACGCACUUAAGAAUCUGACAUCUCUCCAUGAUCUUUACGUGGAGGACUGCCCUAAGCUCCCGGCCUUCUCAGAGGACGGUCUUUCACCUUCACUCCUUCAUUUGUGUAUUCAAGGAUGCCCACUACUUACAGAGCAGUGUCGAAAAGAUGCAGACCUCAUGCUGAAGAACAUCCCAGAUCUGGAAUUCGAUAUGGCACCCACAGAAAUUUCACACUCCUCGUCAUCUUCAUGGUGGACAAAAUUGUGCUGUAAAAUAUAAAAAAAUCGUUGGAGGUGAACAACAGGAGUGGUAAAUGAAAGAAGAAAGUUCAUUCCUUGGUAGAUCUCAAUCGAAUUUUUCAGGAUCUUUAUUAAUUCAGAGUUCAAUCAAAGGAUUGGUUGAUUGGGAACUGCUGUGACUUUUGAAGAUUGAAAAUGAAUCUAUGAUGAUCUUCCGUCUGUGACAGUUUAUGAUCCUUAACUUCUGACAUGGAGCGAUUGGAGGAAAGGAAGAAUUGAAUAUUCUAAGAGUUUCUGGUUUAUCGAAUGGAGCUCGACUUUCUUAGACUGUCCGUAGAAUGCUCACAUCUGGUUUUCGGACGAGUCUAAUGGGAGAAGAGUCGCCUGACACGUUGACUGGCUCUCUCUUUUGGAUUACUUGAAUAAUUGUAAUAAGAGUUGAAUUGCUGUUGUCGACCAUAUCUUAGUGUGCUUCCUAUGUAUACCAUUGUUGAGCUUCAUUGGGCCCUUUCAGUGAAAUCUAUUGCCCGUCCAACAUAUCCAGCAGCAGAGCGCCUGGAUGCCAUUAAAUCAUGCAUGUGUAUAUGAAUGAGGUCGGUCAAAUGUGUGCAAGCCAUUGUGCGUUCGGUUUGUUUUCACUCCUUCCAAAUGAUGCAAUUUUUCUUUCAUGAAGGAAGGUCUCUACAUGUAUUCCUAAACAUUUGUUCUGUAGUACGUGUAGUUAGCAUACCGAUUGCCACCAA